This is a messenger RNA of Rhincodon typus (whale shark), 2216 nucleotides long. RefSeq names its product L-threonine dehydrogenase (gene tdh). Gene Ontology annotation, biological process: L-threonine catabolic process. The record is from RefSeq and is a predicted model, not a curated record. NCBI's taxonomy places the organism in Eukaryota, Metazoa, Chordata, Chondrichthyes, Orectolobiformes, Rhincodontidae. The transcript is spliced from 9 exons. Bases 96 to 1217 code for a protein of 373 amino acids. Gene Ontology annotation, molecular function: L-threonine 3-dehydrogenase activity.
CCCCAAUCCACCCCGGCUUGCUGUAUAAAAGGCUAGCACGGAACGGCUGAUGCAAUCGUACCGGCGCCAGAAAGUUCGUGAAGACGACGUGAAGAAUGCCAGUUUUUAGGAAUUUGGCGAAGACUGCUAAACAAGUGCUACUGAGCAAUGGUUGUAGUUGCCAGAUUCCUGCUGUGUCAAUCAGACUAAUGAGCUGCUCUCCAAGGCAAGUAAAUGCAGAUGCAAGUUUUCACUCUGUGUCUUUUGCUGAGUCGGAUCAUCCCCGUGUUCUUAUCACAGGUGGCUUGGGACAGCUUGGUGUAGGGCUUGCUAACUUGUUAAGAAAACGUUUUGGUAAAAACAAUGUAAUUCUCUCUGACAUCAGGAAACCCCCAGAUCAUGUGUUCCACAGUGGGCCAUGUAUAUACUCUGACAUCUUGGAUUAUAAGAAUCUGCGUGAAAUUGUCGUCAACAAUCGUAUCACAUGGCUAAUUCACUACAGUGCUCUGCUGAGUGCAGUCGGGGAAGCAAAUGUCGCUCUAGCACGCAAUGUCAACAUAACGGGUCUGCAUAAUAUUCUGGAUAUUGCUGCUGAACAUAAUCUUCGCCUGUUUGUUCCCAGCACAAUUGGUGCAUUUGGAUUAACUUCUCCCAGAAAUCCAACUCCCGAUCUGUGUGUACAGAGACCUAGGACAAUCUAUGGAAUCUCCAAGGUGCAUGCUGAGCUCAUGGGUGAGUAUUACCACCACAAGUAUGGCAUGGAUUUUCGAUGCCUGAGGUAUCCUGGCAUAAUUUCUGCAGACACCCAACCAGGUGGCGGCACAACAGAUUAUGCAGUCCAAAUUUUCCAUGAUGCUGUAAAGACAGGGAAGUUCGAAUGUUACUUGAAGGCUGAUACAAAGCUUCCUAUGAUGUACAUUGAUGAUUGCCUACGUGCAACACUGGAAAUCCUGGAAGCACCAGCAGAACAGCUUACGAUGAGAACGUAUAAUAUCAGUGCUAUGAGCUUCACUCCUGAAGAGCUGGUGGCUGAAGUUCGAAAGCACCUGACUGAUCUUAAGAUCACCUACAAAAUCGAUGAAAUGCGCCAGGCAAUUGCUGAUAGUUGGCCAAUGGAAUUCGAUGAUCACAACGCUCGCCGAGACUGGGGCUGGAAGCAUGAAUAUGAUCUUUCUGAGCUGGUGUGCACGAUGCUAAAUUUUUGUACAACUGAUAGUCAGCUGAUGCAAACAAAUUAAAGGAAAAUGAAGAUUUUUGAAGGACCAGAAUCUACAAGGGGAUCGAAUGUACAUAAGAAUGUCAUAUUAGAUGAUGAAAUUUAGGUCGCUUUGUGUAAAUAGUCUUUUUUCUUUACUUGAACCAGGCUGACUGCGAUGGCUAACUGUGCAUCUUGUGCAACGAGAAUAUAUAAACUUUAAUGGUCAAUGGUAAUCUGAAGAAGUGUUUGGUCUAGAUGAGCAGUGCUGUUACAAAAGGGCUGCCAACAUACAGGGCAGAGUAUUUCAUUUGAACUAUUUAUAUAUGAACUUUCAGUUCUAACUUUUUUAUUCUUGGGUAAAAUGUAUACUUUGUGCAAGGAUGGGAGGGGAAGAGGAGUGAAUGUUCACUUUCAUCUUUAAAAAUUAUAAUUAGAGCCUUAAGCUAUACUGUGAAAUAAGUUCUUCUGUACUUCCAACUUUAAAAUGGAGAUCACUAAGGAUUAUUUAGUAAUGCAGUUGAAUAAGUUGUGUAACAAGCUGUAUUCCACUUGCAGUUUAUUUAAUCUGAAGAAUUUUGUUUUGUAGACUAUUUGCAAAAUUGAGUGUCUUUUACCCGAUUCUGCUUAACUAUAGAAUUAAUGCAGUUUAUCUCAAAACAUCCAUAAUUUAAUCAACAAAAUGAUCAAACACUCCAUAUGCUCAAAAAUGAUUUAAUCAUAGCAUAUAUGCUUUUGGAUAUUGUGCAAACAUUUUGUUUUGCAGUUUUGACUUCUUUUCACACUCUUUUCGUAAUGGCACAGUGACCUGCGAGAGGUUUUGGCAUAAUUGUGCAAAUUCUGUAAUCAGGAAAACCAAACUGACUUCAAUAUGGUCAAAAGAUGGAAAAUCAAUUCCAGUAAUUUUACACAGAACCUUUUUUAUGUGAAGAGUAUGUGUAUCUUGAAAAAUCUUUAGUUGCCAUUUUUAUUGCAAAAAAUGUCUCUACUUUUUUAUAUCAAGCAAAAAUGUUGCAUUAAAUUUCAGAUUUUUGAGUUUGAA